UGUAUAACAAGUCUUCGAAAACGAUGUCAGUGUUCGUCACUAUCCUGGUUCUUCUCUUCAUUCACUCCGCUGAAACGUGUCGAGCUUUCAAACCAAUCAAAAACCACGUGCUCACGGGUCAAGUGAUUAAAACGAUCCGAGACCUCAACUUCGAGAAAUGUACAUAUCACUGUGAGCUUGAGACAAAAUGCUUCAGUGUUAAUUUCUACACAAAGAUCAACAAGUGUGAAUUGAACUAUGGCAGUAAAGAAAUGUUUCCAAGAGGUUUCAAGGAGGAACAGGAUGCUCUGUAUGUACAUAACAUCAGAAAGGACAUCAGAGAUCCGUGUAGUGCGCUGUACUGCUUGCACGGCGGCUUGUGCUAUCCCCUUCCGCAGCCAUACUGCACGUGCCCCGAGGGAUUUGUGGGAUCGAUCUGCCAAAACAUUACUUUAUCGUUAGAGGCCAUUGGAAUUCAAGACGAUAACAUUAUCUUCGACGGUCAACUAACAUCCAGUACAGCCGCUAUUGGCCACGAGGCAUGGCGGGGCAAGCUGCAUGGUUCGGGGAGCUGGAAACCAGUGGCAAAUGACUUGAACUCUAGUUACACGGUAAAAUUUACAUCAGCUGUGAACAUAACUUACAUUGCAACGCAAGGAUCUCCUGAUCUAGACUGCUGGCCCACUUCUUUCACGUUGGCAUAUUUUACCGCUGACAGGCUAAAAAAUUACCCCCACAUCCUCGGAGGCAACAUUGACAGAAAUACAGUCAUCUAUAAAGUUCUGAAACCGACUCUGAUUAAAGUGAAGGAAUUAAACAUCAGACCAUUUUCUUUGCAUGGCUGUAUUGGGCUCAGAUUAGAGCUUUACAAAUCGUGAUACUGUGUCGGUU
Messenger RNA from Stylophora pistillata, 870 nucleotides. RefSeq lists its product as uncharacterized. The record is from RefSeq and is a predicted model, not a curated record. Lineage: Eukaryota; Metazoa; Cnidaria; Anthozoa; Scleractinia; Pocilloporidae.